This is a messenger RNA of Anguilla rostrata (American eel), 3265 nucleotides long. RefSeq names its product myosin-10-like. The transcript is spliced from 15 exons. Lineage: Eukaryota; Metazoa; Chordata; Actinopteri; Anguilliformes; Anguillidae. Bases 1390 to 2823 code for a protein of 477 amino acids. The record is from RefSeq and is a predicted model, not a curated record.
UGCAGAAUGAAAUCUCAGUCUCUGAGAUUACAAUAUCCUAUAGAAGUGUUCUUAUUUACUCUUAUAAGAGCUUGUGAGCUGCCAUUAUUGAGGACCUUUCUUAACAGCACAUUUCAUACACAAAUAAUAUAAACAAGGACCCUAAGUUACAAAACGUUUCCCUUAUCCUCUCAUUCACCAUUUUUCCCCUGCAAUAUUUUUUCCAUGCACAAGAGUUUCUAAUUCCAAAUGCCUUAGAUAGAUGCAUUUGGCCAGGUGACAGAAAAAACACUUUUUGCUCACAAUUUUUUUCCACUGCAGUUUGAAAUUCCCUCCUGAAUCUCUGUCACAUCACGGCACCAUAAUCUGCAAACUGGGAAUGUUGUCCUCAAAGACACGCACAUCCUCCAACGUCGACGGCACGUUGAGUAUUUUUUGUGUGCCUCUGCUCUGUCCUAUGUCUUGCGCAAAUAAACAAAUAAACAAAAAUAAAAAAGAAAGAAAAAAUUGUAAUAAAUUUUUAUGGGUGGGAUUCAUUUGGCAAAAUACAAUUGUAAUAUAUGAUAUAAUUCCCACAUGUUUGUAUGUUGAUUCAUUGUAUUUAGAACACCACUCUUUAUUUGUUCUGCCACUCUCAGAAGGGGUUCCUCGAUUUUUAACCCCUGGGAGGUCAUGCAUUUCCUUGAACUAACAAAAAUUAUAUUAUUUCAUUACUUUAAAAAUGUCUUGUGUUAGAUUUCUUUGAGAUUCCUUUAUUAUUGCAGUAGUGAGCCCCACAAAGUAUAUUUUUAGGACUAGAGCAGAAAAUGUGGUGAUUUGAAACAGCCUCUCGACUUUCCCUUCAACAGUGUGAUUCAUUGAUAUGAAAGGCUACAAAAUCAUUGAAAAAAGGUCACAUUUCGUUUGCUUGGACUGUUUGUUUUCAUAUUGAUACAAAAUGAAAAACUGCAAACAAUGAAAAAUGUUCUUCCUAAAAUCAGUAGUUGGGUUUGUACAAAAAAAAAACCUCAGAUCGAAAUGAAGUUUUUCCAGUAGAUUUUUAACAUUGUUUUUGCUGUGUUGUGACUGAAUGGGUAACAUACUGUACAGUUACAGAUGCCAAGGAGUUUGAGUGAUCGAUCCAGCUGGUUUAUAAAACCCUGUUUGCGCUACAAAUUCCCCAUAAUAUGAGGUAACCAGUAACGGGGUGACGUGUGGGAGGUUGCAAGCAGGAGCAGGCAUGCAGUCUGCAAUAUCUGAGAGUGUUUGGGAGGGGUGGAUCCCUCAGUUCCCCCUGCACCAGGGCUUGCCAGGUCACAGGCUCAAUUCCUGGGUGGGACACUGCCAUUGUACCCUUGAGCAAGAAGGCGAGCUGGAGACGAAGGUCUGCUGUCCAGAUCGGCAGGUGUCACCAACAGCUCGGAUGGUACCAUGUGGUCAGACAGCACCCUCCUGUACAUCAAGGAGCGGAUAACACACUAUGCUGGAAGCCCCAUGGGAAACCUACCCAACCUACCCACCCUACCCAACCUACCUGAAUGCUGGAAUCUGGUCCCACCAUCGUAUGACAAGGCUGAGUGGCUGGUGUUGGGAUCACUGAUAAUGUUUUCCAUAAACUGCGUAGCAUUGCUUGUGUUUAAAACCAGGAAGCACCAACGGACUGGGAAAGAGCUUGACAAUAAAAUCCUCAAGCUUCACAAUGAGGUGAAUGCCUCAAAAAAAUCUGCUUCUGCAAUGAAUCUUCGUUACAAGGAGCUGAAGGCAUCAUUCCACCAGAUGCAAAAGAAAUCAGCUCUACAGGCGGAAGAGAACCAUAAGACCAUGGAAGCAGAGAGACUGAGGAGCAAGACCAUGAUUCAACACUUGAGGACUGACUUGGCUGCCAAUAUGGACAUCUGUAAGAGAAAAGAGCAGAGGCUGGUAGCCAUGACCCAAAGAUGGGAGAUGAGGGAAGAGGAAUUGGCUGAGCUGGCAGUGAAGAAGCUGUUAGAGAUGGCAGAGCAGUGUAAGAGGAAAGAACGGAAGCUGAGGGCCAUGGCAGAGGUUUGCCAGGAGAAGGAUGACCAGCUGGCAGCCAUGGCUCUCACACUGCAGAUGAAGAAGGAGAAGGUGGCGGACCUGACAAAGCUCUGCCAGGACAAUGAAGAGAACAAGGCCACCUUGCUGAAACUGUGCCACGAGAAGGAUGAGAAACUGGCAGCCUUCUUUGUGGCAUCUGAGCACCAAGAGGCCGUCCUGCAGGAGAAGAUCGCUCAGGAAUUGGCCCAGCAGUUGGAAAUCAACAAACUGAAGGAGAGGCUCUCUGCCCUGGAGGAUGAAGUCAAAGAAAAGGAAAUCCUGCUCAUGGCCCAGAAAGAGGAACAGCAAGAAGCAGCCAUUCUGCAGAAGAAGCUCACAGAGGUCAGCAGUGAGCUGGCUGACCUGAAAAGAUCAGCCGCCAGUUCCUCCCAUAGCCUCCCCACUGCACAGGAGACCAGUCCUGUGAAAGUUGAAUGCAUCGUACACACCACUUCAAAUGGUCAUGGAGAGGAGACUGAUUCAGGAGUUGAGAGGGAAGAAAGUGACCUGGCAGGCUCCAGGCAGCAAACCAUCGCUGAAGAGAAGAAGCCAGUUCAGGAGGUGGGCGGGGCCUGCAGGCGGGAGGAGAGACCCGGUCGAAUCAGGGUGGAGUUUGGCUCUUACCGGCCCAGGAGGGUUUACACCCAGGGGCAGGAGACCACCCAGAGCUCCGGCCAGACGCAGCAUGGUUGGGGCAGAGAGAAUGAUAGUGGAGGAGUGGAGGGUUCUGGCAAAAGAGGCUGGGCUGCAUGGAACCGACGACCGAGACAGCGCUCGAGACCCUGGGAGCAGCACUGUGAUCGCUGAAACGGUUAAGAGUUCAUCAGUGGGUCAUCAAGGGGGAGUUCUGACCCGAAUUAGAGAACAGAACACAGCUGAUGUGUCUUCUGGUCUGAACCCUCCCUUCAUGAUGCCUGCUGUUCACAAGUCCACCUUGUGAACAACAGGGGCGCUGUUGUGCUGCUUGUGUUUUUCUGCCCUCUUUUCCUGUUUCUCGUUCUCUUUUCUGUUUAUCUCACACAGGAUUCCUUGUUGCAUGUGCUCACUAUGAAUGAAUGAGGUGGUACUGGUCGAUAAGGAAAACCCUGUCUCAUUGAGCUGCCAGUCUACCGGCAGACAUUUUGGAGGACAGCCCUGACUGCUGUGUACCCUCAAGAUUUGGACAUUGCAUUGAUGGGAUGGCGCCAAUGUUCUGAUGGGAUUAAAAAAGUCAAAAAAUACUUCAAUAAAGACUACUGUAAUGAAAAGA